AUGCGAGAGGAAAUGAGACAAUAUUAUAAGUCGCUGAUAGAUGAAGAAAAAGAUGCAACCCAUUUUGGAUAUGGUGGACAAUGCCCAACAAAUAGGAAUGCCGUCCUGUACAGCGAUGGAACACAAUUUAUUUGCUUAGGUCUUGUUCGUGAUUCGGAUGUAAGUAAUUUUGAAGACGCUGAAGCAUUCUGCGAAAAACAUUACAAUGGCCAUUUGUUGUCAAUAAGAAAUCUCAAAGAACAUGAUUUUUUGUUAAGUAUAUUAAGUCAAACUAGAUCGAUAACAGAUGAUAUUCUUCAACUUAUACCACUGGGUUUAAAAGGUGAUCCAAAUAUGGCUGUAGCAUUUACGGACGGUACUGAUGCUUCCUAUGUCUUAGAGUGGUAUAAACCGUACAAUGACAGCGGAAAUUUUGAUGAUUAUUCUGAUAAGCCAUGCUAUUUUCUUAUGUUUUCUACACUGGCAUAUUGGCAGGGAAGACAAAAACCACCAGCUGAAACGUUUGUUAUAGACUGGUUUUCUACUGUUCUUGUUAUCGUGUCAGGAGGAGUUAUCGUUGGUUCUAUCAUUGUUGUUUUAUAUGUGACAUAUGUUACGCGUGCUUUACCGUACGUAAGCAAAGGAGUAUUAAGUGAUUAUGGUGUCCUGGUAAAACCAAAAGUUGUACGACCGUACGAAGAAAUUUCGGACAAAAGUAGCCGGACGUAUGACAUAGCAGACAGUGGCAAUUAA
Molecule: messenger RNA, 732 nt
Organism: Enterobius vermicularis (human pinworm)
Lineage: Eukaryota; Metazoa; Nematoda; Chromadorea; Rhabditida; Oxyuridae
Source: the annotation of a GenBank genome assembly